GUCAAACUUCAAACCAAAUCUAACUUCAUAAUAUCAUCACUACUACAAGUUUUCUCUUAAAAAAACAAAAAUAUAACUCUUUAUAAACGUUUCUAAAUCUUACUUAACUGCUUCAUUAGCAUCAAAGCCAUGGCAUUCAAGUGUUAUAACAUGUUGGUGCUUCUAUUUUUGCUUGUGAAUAUGAGCUUUCAUGGAAAUGUUAUAGCUCAAAAAAAUGGAUUAGGAGCUUCUUUUAUCUUUGGGGAUUCUUUGGUGGAUGCUGGAAAUAAUAACUACUUAUCAACUCUUUCUAAGGCAAACGUCCCUCCCAACGGAAUCGAUUUUAAAGCGACCGGAGGAAACCCUACCGGUCGUUUCACCAAUGGAAGAACCAUCGGCGAUUUAGUAGGAGAGGAAUUGGGACAAGCAAAUUAUGCUAUUCCAUUUUUAGCACCAAAUGCAACUGGAAAAUCAAUACUAUAUGGAGUUAAUUAUGCUUCUGGAGGAGGAGGAAUUUUGAAUGCAACUGGAAGAAUAUUUGUGAAUAGGAUAGGAAUGGAUGUUCAAAUAGAUUACUUCAAAAUAACAAGAAAACAAAUUGACAAACUUCUUGGUGAAUCCAAAGCAAGAGAAUUUAUUAUGAAGAAAUCGAUUUUCUCCAUCACCGUUGGAUCCAAUGAUUUUCUCAACAAUUAUCUUCUCCCAGUUCUUUCCAUCGGAGCCCGAAUUUCUCAAAGUCCUGACACUUUCAUAGACGAUAUGAUUAGUCAUUUCAGAAUUCAACUCACCAGACUAUACAAAAUGGAUGCUAGAAAGUUUGUGAUAGGCAAUGUUGGGCCAAUAGGAUGUAUACCUUACCAAAAGACAAUCAACCAAUUGAAUGAAGAGGAAUGUGUUGAUUUGGCUAAUAAACUUGCAAUUCAAUACAAUGCUCGAUUGAAGGAUAUGCUUGCUGAGCUUAAUGACAAUCUUCCUGGAGCAACGUUUGUUCUUGCAAAUGUCUAUGAUUUAGUCAUGGAACUCAUAAAAAAUUAUGAUAAAUAUGGAUUCACAACAUCAAGUAGAGCAUGCUGUGGAAAUGGGGGGCAAUUGGCAGGGAUAAUUCCAUGUGGGCCAACUUCAAGUAUAUGCAAUGAUAGGUAUAAGCAUGUGUUUUGGGAUCAAUAUCAUCCAAGUGAAGCUUCCAACAUAAUCAUUGCCAAGCAACUACUUGAUGGAGACAAGAGAUAUAUAUCUCCACUCAAUCUUAGACAACUUAGGGAUCUUUGAUUUUUCUUUUCUUUUCACUUGUUCAAUAUAUCUACACAAUUUGCAUGAACAUGUUUUUCCCUUUUGUUUUAUUGUUAGUACUUAAUUGUAUACCAAAAUGUACUAUUUCUCAACAAUACCUUUUGUUGUGGUU
Messenger RNA from Lathyrus oleraceus (garden pea), 1381 nucleotides. Its product is annotated as GDSL esterase/lipase At2g23540. Bases 130 to 1248 code for a protein of 372 amino acids. The record is from RefSeq and is a predicted model, not a curated record. The transcript is spliced from 5 exons. Lineage: Eukaryota; Viridiplantae; Streptophyta; Magnoliopsida; Fabales; Fabaceae. Gene Ontology annotation, molecular function: hydrolase activity, acting on ester bonds.